Dovyalis caffra is the source of this 1230-nucleotide messenger RNA. NCBI's taxonomy places the organism in Eukaryota, Viridiplantae, Streptophyta, Magnoliopsida, Malpighiales, Salicaceae. The record is from the annotation of a GenBank genome assembly.
AUGGGGUCUGGCAACGGAGCAACGGCUUCUUCUUCGCAAACCGUGGACAUGUCUGUAGCAGGUCUUCGCAAAAGGCAUCAGCAGGAACUAGAUAAUCUGACACUGAUUGCACAACCCUUCAAAACAUUGAAGUUUUUUGUUUUAGCUAUGGUUCAAUAUUGCAAGACAUCAGUAUUCUACCUUUUGGCUAAAGGUGGUUGGCUAAUGCUAUUAAGCGCAGUGGUGGCAGCUGUUGGAAUUGUGCUUGUGACCAUUGAUGGCCCUCAUGAAAAGCAUGUUGAGGAACUUUCUCAUUAUUUGCGAUUUGGAUUGUGGUGGAUUGCCCUUGGUGUUGCAUCAUCAAUCGGUCUUGGAUCUGGUUUGCAUACUUUUGUUCUUUAUUUGGGUCCUCACAUUGCCUUGUUCACGAUUAAGGCAAUGCAAUGCGGCCGAGUUGAUUUAAAAAGUGCUCCAUAUGAUACAAUACAGCUGAAAAGAGGUCCUUCAUGGCUUGACAAAGAUUGCCAGGAGUUUGGGGACCCAGUGUUUCAAUUCUCAGAUGGACUGCGGGUUCCACUCAGCAGCAUAUUGUUCCAGGUCCAGAUAGAGGCUAUUUUGUGGGGCGUUGGGACUGCACUUGGGGAGCUUCCUCCUUAUUUUAUCUCAAGGGCAGCAUGUAUGUCAGGUAGCAAAUUGGAGGCCAUGGAAGAAUUUGAUGCUUCUGCGGAUGAAAAUAGUGGAAUAAUAGCUACUUACCUCAGAAGAAUCAAACGUUGGCUUCUGACCCACUCUCAACAUUUGAACUUCUUCACAAUUUUAGUGCUUGCUUCGGUGCCAAAUCCUCUAUUUGACCUUGCUGGCAUUAUGUGUGGACAAUUCGGGGUUCCAUUUUGGAAGUUCUUUCUAGCAACAUUGAUUGGAAAAGCAAUUGUUAAAACUCACAUACAGACGGUUUUCAUUAUUUCUGUUUGCAACAAUCAACUUCUUAACUGGAUAGAGAAUGAGUUGAUCUGGGUACUCAGCCUUAUACCUACUUUCGCUUCUGCAUUGCCUGACCUCACAGCAAAACUCCAUGCAAUGAAAGAAAAAUAUAUGGCACUUGCAUCUCCUGUGUCCUCAGAUAUGAAGGUCAAAAAAUGGGAUUUCUCAUUUGCUGGAUUGUGGAACACUGUUAGGUAUCGGAAAAAACAGCAGGAAAUGGAGCUAGCUGCAUUGACAAAUUGUUCAUCAGCGUCGACACAUUCAGAUUAG